This is a messenger RNA of Tyto alba (common barn owl), 3591 nucleotides long. RefSeq names its product adenylate kinase 4 (gene AK4). The coding region runs from base 292 to 963 and encodes 223 amino acids. Gene Ontology annotation, molecular function: ATP binding; nucleoside diphosphate kinase activity; AMP kinase activity. Gene Ontology annotation, cellular component: cytoplasm; mitochondrion. The record is from RefSeq and is a predicted model, not a curated record. Gene Ontology annotation, biological process: nucleobase-containing compound metabolic process. NCBI's taxonomy places the organism in Eukaryota, Metazoa, Chordata, Aves, Strigiformes, Tytonidae. The transcript is spliced from 6 exons.
CGCGCCGCGCGCUGUGGGUUUGCACGCGGCUUCCCCGCCCCGUGCUGCCGGCCGCGGGCCCGCCGCUUGCAGGGUUUGCUGCCUUGGCGGGCCGCGCGGUUACGGGCUCACCCUGCGCGCCGGCCCAGCUCGCUGCCCACCCGUUUGCAGCCGCAGCACCCCCCCACCUCCAACCCCCGCCCUCCACGGCCGCCCUGGCUCUGUGCGGGCACCGCCGUGGCCGCUCGGGCUCACCCACGCAGCGCCGGCGUUGGUUGGUUGGGACCCGGCCCGGGCUCCGGGCAGCCGGUCAUGGCUUCCAAACUCCUGCGGGCGGUGGUGCUGGGACCCCCCGGUUCGGGUAAGGGGACGGUGUGCGAGAGGAUCGCCCGUAGCUUCGGGCUCCAGCACCUUUCCAGCGGCCAAUUCCUCCGGGAGAACCUCCGCGGCGGCGGCGAAGUUGGCGUCUUGGCAAAGCAGUACCUCGAGCGAGGCCUUCUGGUGCCGGACCACGUCAUCACACGCGUGAUGAUGACGGAGCUGGAGAAGCGGCGAGAGCAGCACUGGCUGCUCGACGGUUUCCCCCGGACGCUGGGGCAAGCCGAGGCGCUGGACAGGAUCUGCGAGCUGGACCUGGUGAUCAGCUUGAACAUACCCUUUGAGACGCUGAAGGAUCGCCUGAGCGCCCGCUGGGUCCACCCUGGCAGCGGGAGGGUGUACAACAUGGACUUCAACCCCCCCCAAACCCAGGGCAUCGACGACCUGACGGGCGAGCCGCUGGUCCAGCGCGAGGACGACAAACCCGAGGCCGUUGCUGCCAGGCUCAGAAAAUACAAAGAUGCCGCGAAGCCAGUAAUAGAGUUGUACAAGAGCAGAGGCAUCCUCCACUCCUUCUCGGGGACGGAGACCAACAAGAUCUGGCCGUACGUGUACACCCUGCUUUCCAGCAAGAUCCCACCCGUCCUCUCGGACGAGGAGAACUAAACAGCUUGUGCCAAGGACCAAGGGUUAAUUUGAUCACGGAUUCGGUUUCUCUGCGCGGUGCUGGGGCUGUGCUCAGAUUAGGUGAUCAUCUGGUAUCUAAAGUCCCUUCCCCGGGUGUACUGGGUGGCAUCGGUGGAUACACAGUUAUAGCCAGUAGCAGGGCCAAAUGAUCUUUGCUUAUAAGGUCAAGUCUGCUAGAAUAAGGUGGGUUUUUUUCUCUUUUGAGGCUAUAAAGUAUUCCUGCCUACAGUCCAAGUACACACACAGAUCAGUGAUGCAAACCUGGGUAAUGAUCCUACAAGGUUUACCCAGCUUGCCAUGAUGUCCUUGCCACCCCCAUGCGAACCCCAGUCUCUAUUUGAGCCUACAGUGUGCCAUCCCGCUGCUCCACAGUACCGUUUACUGCAGAUUCCUCUCUAGGUUAGGUUGUUUUUUUUCUAUAAAUUAUUUUCUAUUAAAAUUUACCUCUCAGAGAAAUAAAGCUCUAAAAAGUAAGACUUAGCCCAGCGGGAACUGGUGAGCAGCAUGGAAAAAGUGUACACUACGGAGCUCAGAAAUGUGAAGGUCACAUUUCCAGCUUUAAUGCACGUAAGAGAGGGAAAACAUUGGAGGUAAAACAUGCACUUGAGCUCAUUCCAUAGAGAGGAAAUCCCUCUUCUGAAAAUCUGCUGUACAGUCUUAGUUUUCAUGAGAUGCUGUGACACCGAGCAGGAUCUGUGCUGGGGAUGAGUUGCACUCCUUUGUGCUUACCUUGUUUAUAGCUUUUAAUACUACAAGAUACAGUCACGUCCUAAGAGUUUCUCCCAAAGAUUUAUUUUAAUGUGUGCUUCAGUUUUGGGGAGAAAUCAAGUCAUUCCAUCUUCUGUGCUGCCUUUGUCCCAGAGCUCCCCUGGAGAUGGGGUGGUCCCUAAGUGGUUCCCGCUGCAGCAUCCCCGGCAGAAGCGGCUCCUUCCCCGUGAAGCCCCGGUGGGAUGAGAGCCUUCCCUUCCUCGGGAUGCACGCAGGGGCUGCCGAGGGCCGUGUCCAGGCAUAUCCCUGAGAGCAUCGUCGGAGCGUGUCGCUCCUCUUCUCGUGGGCUUUGCGGCUGGGCGGAGAGGCUUUUCUCAACUGGAAGUACUGUAACCCUCAGUGGUGGUAGGAUGCAGUACCUAAGCAAUGGGGACAUUCUUUUGUCUCCUUGAGUUGCCUUAUUUUGUAGACUAUAUAUUUAAGAAAAAAGCAAGAUGUGUAUUUUUAAACGUUUAAAAAAAAAAUGCUGAAUUUUAGCAUCCACUUUGGGGAAUUCUGCACGAAGCUGCUUGGGUUCGCAGAGCAUGCUGCAGUCUGCCAUGGGUGGCUCAGCAGGAGGGCAGGAAAGCUGUCACUCCCCACCACCCGUUUGAUUAAUUAGAGCAGCCUGAGCAAGUUUCUGUUGCUGAAAUGUCACUGGUUUUAUUUUUGCUUGGAGAGUGGCCCUGCGGCAGGGGAGGGGGAGCUGACUGGCUUUUUUUAGGGAUGCAGGAGCUCUGCGUGUGAAAAUCCAGCACAUCCCUGGGAGUCUUUUAUCCCCGCUGAGCCACCCGCAUCCUCACGCUAUCAGAGGAGCCCCUGAUGAUUUUUUCUCUCCGUCGGAGGUAUUUUUGCCCUGGCUCUCUCCUGAUAACGGAGCGAGAAGCCGUCAGGCAUCUGCCGGGCGAGAUUGCGCUGCCUGCAGGUGAAAGUGCUGAUGGUGGCAGGGGAGGGCUCCGCAUCCCCCUCAGGAUGGGAAUUUCCCGGGUGGGAAGGGAGGGACUGUCAGGUUUCACUGUUGUCCCUGGGGGCCUUUCAAUCCCCCCCACAGCUCCCAGGCUGGGAGGACGCAAAUCUUCCACCCUGCGCUGAAAUCCUAUUUGAGAAAGAUUUUGGCUUUUCCCAUGACCCUCGGACGAAGGUCUGGGCCGUUUUUAAACACAAAUCUAGAAAUAGCCGGAAUGCACGUGCUGUUUUCUUUCUAACAGUGUUGAGCAGGAGGGGAAGAGAUGACAUGGGGGGGGUUUUUUGAGGCCGUAAAAACAGCCUGGCCGCGGCAGGCGGCUCUGCCGGGGCCGAGUGCUGGGCAGGGGGGCUGCUCCCUGCUUUGCCUUGCCUGGCUCUUGCGUCUCAUCCUUCCCUGCUUCAAAAUGCCUCCGGCGGAGAGGCUCACCCCACGCAGCGCCCAGCGGCAGGACAGGGCUUGCAGAUGGCUUUGCCCCAGGAGAGCCGCCCGAGCGCUUGUUUUAAAAGGCUUUGAGCCCUCUAGUAGAUGUAGAAAUCCCGUGACUGUGCACGCGUCGAGCCUUUGGGAUAGAUUUUUCUACAAGAGUUACCCUACGGUGCGUUUUCAUAGACCAAAUUACCAGCAGGGAUGAGGUCCUGGAGUGACACGUGUCCCUCACCUUUCCUUCCCGCCACGCUCCCCUUUGGUACUUUACUGUGAAUCUCACGCUUUUUUCUGAAGCGACAGCAAUUUUGUACCGACCCAAGAUACUGUGUGGUGGGAGGAGGGUCUCCCCGCGUGCGGGGCACCGCCGGCACAUCACGCCGAGUUUUCUUCCUGGAGUUUCUUCCCGGUGAAUCGCUGCAGCUGUGUUACUGCUCGGAAGAUGUAAAUAAAUUUUUUUCUCCUGCUUA